Tetranychus urticae (two-spotted spider mite) is the source of this 954-nucleotide messenger RNA. RefSeq lists its product as uncharacterized. The record is from RefSeq and is a predicted model, not a curated record. NCBI's taxonomy places the organism in Eukaryota, Metazoa, Arthropoda, Arachnida, Trombidiformes, Tetranychidae.
ACUAAUGAAUGGCUUAUUUUUUAUGAUAAAAAUGGUAAAAAUAGUGUUUUGACAAUUUACUCGGGAAUAAUUAAACAUGGAUUUGAUCCAGUUCACUUACAAAUGACAUCAAACCAAGCAAUUAAAUUUCAUCGUACAAUCCAUAUACGAGUAGCUCAACUUAACCGUCGCUACAUGUUUUGCUGUCUCUUCCUUGCAACUGUCUACUACUCCGUACUACUCUCCAAUCCACACUUUUAUCUGGUCAAACAGUUUCGACUUUACAGUUUGGCCUGGAGUAUAGUCGCUGUUAUUGUCGCCUUUACCGUGGCUGGAAAAUAUUUUGCUAUUAUUGGUUAUCUAACUUUAAUUCAAGUGUAUUACCUUUUUAGGUUGCGAUCAGCGGUAGAGUUGGCAGAUUCCUAUCGACGGUUGAAAUGUACUGAUGAACUUGCUUCAACCUUCAUCAAGCACACAUUUGAAUGUCUCAACCAAUCUGAAAAGUGGGUUAAAUCAACUGGUGAUUUUGUACUUUGUGUGUUCACUUGCGUUACCAUGAUUUGUGAUCUGUUUAUAUUUUAUGGUUUCAUCAUUCGUUUUCAUUCACCGCUAUUCGCUAAUUCGCUUGCUUCUAUUGGUUGCAUUGUUUUCAGCGUUAUUGGUUACCUCUCAUUAAUUGCACGAGAAUUCAUAAUCAAAAUAGAGCGUUUAUGUUCACAUAUUCAUUCAGUUAGUCGAUGCAAUGUUUUCAAUGUCUACAAUCAUUUUAAGCUUUUACAAUUGAUGGAACGAUUAUCCGAACCCAAAAUCGGCAUUCAGUUGGGUCCAAUAGCAACAAUUGGAAAGGAUUUCUUAAUAAGAUUUAUGUUGGAAAUCGGUUCAUCUUUAAUGCUGUUUACUUUGAACUUCAAGCGAUUUUUCUGAACAUUGGAAACGAUUAGAAAUCAAUCGAUUAUGGUGGAUACGAUUUCCUAG